Molecule: messenger RNA, 2927 nt
Organism: Durio zibethinus
Lineage: Eukaryota; Viridiplantae; Streptophyta; Magnoliopsida; Malvales; Malvaceae
Source: RefSeq, a predicted model, not a curated record
CAAGUUGAUCCAUCAACAAUUGUUUCUGUUUGUUACUGUAAUGGAUUAGAGCAAGUCUUUGAUUUUUCCAAACAAAUGGGUGAGCUUGAGGUUGGUUCUUAAUUCUCCUUUCCUAAUGAUCUCUGGAGUUGGUGAUGUAAAAAGUCCACACAAUUUAAUUUAGAAGAUCCAUCCCUAAUUAGUCGUCAAACAGUUUCCGUUGAAGCAAAGCAUCGUCUUAUAUCAUCCCCACAUCUUAGGGCUAGCUACAGUGCCAGACACUUUGUUUCACUUCUGCGUUGCUCUUCUAUCAAUAACUGAACCAAAAAAAAAUUAGGUCUAUGGAGUUGGUGAAGUAAAAAGUCCUUAUAGCUCUUGAAGAUCCAUCCCAAGUGAGAAUUUUCAAUUUCCAAGUUGAUCCAUCAACAAUUGUUUCUGUUUGUUACUGCAAUGGAUUAGAGCAAGUCUUUGAUUUUCCCAAAGAAAUGGGUGAGCUUGAGGUUCAAUCGGUCACAAAGAUUUCCAGCACAACUUAUCAAUAAUUGUAGAUACUUGAAACUCUUUGUUCAUUUGAAAUAAAGUUGGUUUCUGCUUCAGUUUUCUUUGAACUAAAAAAAAAUCUGCGCGGAUCCUGCGAAUUCAGGUUUAGGUUGGUCCUUAAUUCUCCUUUCCUAAUGAUAUCUGGAGUUGGUGAUAUAAAGGGUCCACACAGUUUAAUUUAGAAGAUCCAUCGCCAAUUAGAUCAUCAAAGAAUGGCUGCUGAAUUUGUUGCCUCUGCUGCUGCCAAUGCUGUAGGAAACCUCACAACAGAAUAUGCAUCACCUUAUGUUAGUUACUUUUUCCGAUUUGGGAAAAUUGUUGAAGAAUUCAAGAAUCGGAGAAAUGAACUUGAAUUGAAAAGUGAUCGGAUAAAAAAUGAAGUCGAAGAGGCUGCAAGGCAAAAUGAGGUAAUUGGGAAGGAUGUCCAAGACUGGCGAAAAAGGGCAGAGAAAGAACUGGAAGAAACCCAGUGUUUGGAAGCUGAAAUAGAACGUAUGAAGUGUUUCAAUUGGUGUCCAAGUUGGGGUUGGCGAUUAUGCUUAAGUAAGAAAGUGGCAAAGAAGACGAUCUCUAUCAAUAAACUUCUUGAGAGUGGUAACUUUCUAACGGGUGGGCUACCUUGCUCCGCUUCAGGGGAUAGAAUUCCUCCCAUCUGAGGAUUUCGUGCCUUCUAAAUCUUCAGAUUCAACUUUGAAUGACAUCAUCAAGGCUCUAAAGACUAAUGGUGUGAACAUGAUUGGAUUGUAUGGAAUGCCAGGGGUGGGCAAAACAACUUUGGCAAAAGAAGUUGGGAAGCAUGCUAAAGAACAAAAGCUCUUUGACUAUGUUGUGAUGGUUACAAUGUCCCGCACUCCAAACACAGCAAUAUUCAAGAUAAAAUUGCUGCCAUAGUAGGUUUAAAAUUUCAACAAAGUACGAAAGAUCUAAGAGCAGAAGAGUUACGGAUAAGAUUGAAAGCCGCGGAGAAGAUCCUCAUAAUUAUUGAUGAUGUUUGGACUUGGAUUGAUUUUAAUUUGCAAGCUAUAGGUAUUCCAUUCGGUAUUGAACACAAGGGUUGCAAAAUUCUUCUAACUGCACGUAGUGGACGAGUCUGUAAUGGAAUGAAGUGUCAAGAGAAAUUUCAUCUCGACAUCUUAUCCAAAUGUGAAGCAUGGGCUUUAUUCAAAGUUAAUGCUAGUCUAAAAGAUGAUUCUUCCACAUUAAAUGGUGUAGCCAAGGAGGUUGCUUCUGAAUGUAAGGGUUUGCCUCUUGCAAUUGUAGCCAUCGCAAAAGCUCUAAAUGGUGCAGAUCUAAAUGAGUGGAAAGUAGCGAAGAGGCGACUCAAGGACUCAAGACAUGAAGAGGUUUCUCAAGACAUCUACAACCGCCUUAAGCUGAGUUAUGAUUGUUUGAAGCCAGAUAAUAUUCGAACAUGUUUCUUGCUGUGUUCCCUUUUUCCAGAAGAUUGGGGUAUCGAGAUUGAGGAGUUGGUUAUGUUUGCAAUUGGUCAUGGAUUAUUUUCUCAUAUUCCCUUAAUUGAAGACUUGCGGAGAGAAAUUCGUGUAGCACUAAGAGGCUUCCAGGAGUCUGGUUUGUUAUUGAGAACUGAUGAUGAUGAUGAUGAAAGAUAUGUAAGGAUGCAUGACUUGGUUCGUGAUUUUGCUCAUUGGAUAACAUCUACAGGGGAAAAUAUAUUCAUGGUAAAAGAGGGGUUGAUGGAAUGGCCUACAAGUGAAAGUUGUGGAUCUCGUACAGCAAUCUCCGUUUGGAACAGCAACAUAAAUUCUUUUCCUGAAAAAUUAGAAUUUCCAGAACUCAAAAUUUUGAUUUUUACAGGAAAGACUUUAGUGAAAGUUCCGAUUGCCUUUGUUGAAGGAAUGAAAGCUCUCCGAGUUUUGCGUCUCGAAAAUGUCAUUUUCUCACUGGAAGUACUUAAUUUGGUAACAAAUCUUCGAACUCUGUGCCUUGUAAAAUGCGAGUUGGAGAACAUCUCAUCGUUGGGAAAUAUGAAAAACCUUGAGAUUCUUGCAUUUUCUGAUACUAAUAUUUAUGAGCUACCUGAAGAAUUAGCGGCAUUGCGUGGCCUAAAAUCGCUACAUUGUUUUGUCUCACGCAAACAGAUCAAUUUUCCCCCUAAUUUACUAUCAAGGUUGACAUCACUCCAAGAACUAUACGUGAUAUGUAGAAACAAUGUUAACUUACCGGAGUUGAAUUCAUUGUCUCGUUUGACUGGGCUGUCACUGAGGUUUUACUGCUCAAUGUUUUCCAGAAAACUUGUGUUCCCUAAAACUACAAAAGCUACAUGUAUAGUUGGAAAUGAAUAUGUUCCAAUAUAUGUGGAGCCGAACUUUAGAACCUGGAAAUUUUUUGACUCAACUUCAUUAAGUGCAUACAAUGAGUUGUUCUGCAAUGUGGAAAGUUGGCUCUGA